Messenger RNA from Salvia miltiorrhiza (redroot sage), 2604 nucleotides. RefSeq names its product ABC transporter F family member 5-like. The record is from RefSeq and is a predicted model, not a curated record. NCBI's taxonomy places the organism in Eukaryota, Viridiplantae, Streptophyta, Magnoliopsida, Lamiales, Lamiaceae. The transcript has 9 exons. The coding region runs from base 223 to 2376 and encodes 717 amino acids. Gene Ontology annotation, molecular function: ATP binding; ATP hydrolysis activity.
UGCCCUUGGAGUGAUGACGUCUUCUCGUCCUCUAUAGUAAGCUCCAACUCCUCUGUGAAGCAGAGAGAGAGAGAGAAAUUCGCCACAGAGUGAUUGUGAGAAACGCAGCUUUCUCUCUCCAAAACCUCUCUCCAACACCACAACAACACUAACUUUUAUUGAAUACAUCAAAUUUCACACUCUCCAUUACAGCACAUUCAAGUCAGAGAGAGAGAGAGAGAGAUGGACUUGGCAUCAAAGCUCCAAUUUUUGGACCUCCGGUCGACAUUCCUCGCCGGCGCAGCACCACUCUCUCACUCCUUCCCGGCGGCUCUCCGUCCCCUCCAUUGCUCCUCAACCACCACCAUUACCUCCUCGCUCAAAACCACUGCAAUCAGCCCUAACAACAAUCUCUUCAAAAACCCGCUACGAAUUUCCCCAAAAUCACAAGCCAUCGCCACCGAAGCAUCCACCUCGGCGAAGACCCUCGAGGAGGAGAAAGAAGAUAUAGAAUCCCUUUUAUCAGAAAGCACCUCGGAAGCCUCAGAGAUCAGCUACAAGCGCGGCAGUAACAAGAAUUCCACCGGCGCCUCCUCAAUUUCUUCCGGCGUGAGGUUAGAAAACGUGAGCAAGAGCUACAAGGGCGUCACCGUGUUGAAGGACAUCAAUUGGGAGGUGAAAAAGGGGGAAAAAGUUGGCCUAGUGGGCGUUAAUGGCGCGGGGAAGACGACCCAAAUGAGGAUUAUAGCGGGUUUGGAGGAACCCGAUUCGGGCAAUGUGAUCAAGGCGAAGAGCAACAUGAAAAUUGCUUUCUUGAGCCAGGAAUUCGAGGUGGUGUCGACGAGGACAGUGAAGGAGGAGUUCUUGAGCGCUUUCAAGGAGGAAAUGGAGGUUGCGGAGAGGCUGGAGAAGGUGCAGAAUGCGAUAGAGAAGUCGGUUGAUGAUUUGGAGCUGAUGGGGAGGCUUUUGGAUGAGUUUGAUCUGCUGCAGAGGAGGGCACAAGCUGUGAAUUUGGAUGAGGUGGAUGUGAAGAUCAGUAAGCUGAUGCCUGACCUCGGGUUUUCACCCGAAGAUGGGGACCGGCUUGUUGCAUCCUUUAGUGGAGGAUGGCAGAUGAGGAUGUCACUUGGGAAGAUUCUUCUGCAGGAUCCGGAUUUGUUGCUUCUAGAUGAACCGACAAAUCACCUUGAUCUUGACACAAUCGAAUGGCUAGAGGGCUAUCUGAAUAAGCAAGAUGUGCCAAUGGUCAUCAUAUCCCACGACAGGGCUUUCCUUGAUCAGUUAUGUACGAAGAUUGUAGAAACUGAUAUGGGAGUUUCCAGAACAUUCGAAGGAAGCUACUCAGACUACAUCGUUGCUAAGGCAGCAUGGGUCGAAACUCAGCUUGCAGCAUGGGAGAAACGACAGAAAGAAAUCGAACACACGAGGGACCUUAUAAGUAGGUUGGGUGCCGGAGCAAAUGCUGGCCGUGCUUCUACUGCUGAAAAGAAGCUGGAAAGACUCCAGGAUGAGGAACAAGUUGAGAAACCGUUCAUUCGGAAGCAAAUGAAGAUUAGGUUCCCGGAGCGUGGAAGAAGUGGCCGAUCUGUCGUGACAGUAAAAGGUCUCGACUUUGGUUUUGAGAACGAGGUUCUGUUCAAGAAUGCGAAUCUAACAAUUGAAAGGGGAGAAAAGAUCGCGAUUCUUGGUCCUAACGGGUGUGGAAAAAGUACACUGCUUAAGCUGAUUAUGGGCAUGGAAUCACCGGACGGAGGGGAAGUUCUGAUUGGCGAACACAAUGUGUUACCAAACUAUUUCGAGCAGAAUCAGGCGGAGGCGCUUGAUUUGGACAAAACCGUGCUAGAAACUGUCGCUGAAGUUGCAGAAGACUGGAGGCUUGAUGACAUAAAGGGUCUACUGGGCCGUUAUAACUUCAAGGCGGAUAUGCUCGACCGGAAGGUCUCAUUUCUAAGUGGCGGUGAGAAGGCUCGUCUCGCCUUCUGCAAGUUCAUGGUGCAACCGUCAACUCUUCUCGUCUUGGAUGAGCCGACCAAUCAUUUGGAUAUCCCUACAAAGGAGAUGCUCGAGGAGGCGAUAAAUGAGUACGAAGGCACCGUUAUCACAGUUUCACACGACAGAUACUUCAUAAAGCAGAUUGUGAACCGCGUCUUGGAAGUCAAAGAUGGGACUCUACAAGACUACGCAGGAGACUACAACUAUUAUUUGGAGAAGAAUCUUGAAGCGAGAGAGAGGGAGCUUGAACGAGAGGCGGAGAUUGAGGAGAAGUCUCCGAAAGCAAAAGCUAAAUCCAAGAUGUCUAAGGCGGAGAAGGAGGUUCGUAAGAAGCAGAAGAUGCAGGCGUUCCAAGCUGCCAAACAGAAAUCGAAAGGCAUCAAGAAUUCCAAGAGAUGGAAUUGAAGACAAGAUUCUUGAAUCGGUAUGUCAGAACUGAUCUGUGAUGAAGAAACGAACGUUUGUAUAUAUGCAACACAUAGAAUAGGUCCUCUUGAUUAGCCAUUGUUGGAAUGGAAAAAAUGCAGCUGGUUUUAUAAGUUGUUGAUGUUGAUAAUAUCGAAUCAAUACCAAGCGUUGUAGCUAUGUUUAAUCUUCAAUAUUAUCCGCAUCUCGGAGGUGCCUUUCGAUGAA